CAUCUUAAGCAUCUUAUGAACCUCUUGUUACUGUAAAAUGGCGUCUGAUGGUGGUGGGUUGAAAAUUGACAACCCUGUAGAGUCAAUAGAAUCUCUGAGUAAAGAAGUUGAAAAAUUGAAAGCACGAUUAGAAGAAGAGCGGCAAAAGCUUAACGAUGUGGCAUUGUCUACAGUUGCUGAAAGACUGGAUCCCUUGCCAACGUUAAACAUCAAGCCUCGUCGAGUGUUGAAAGGGCACCAAGGAAAAGUUCUUUGCUCUGAUUGGUCAUUGGAUAAGAGACAUAUAGUUAGUUCAUCACAGGAUGGCAAAAUGAUUAUCUGGGAUGCAUUUACGACAAAUAAGGAACAUGCAGUAACGAUGCCAACAACUUGGGUUAUGGCAUGUGCAUAUGCUCCUUCGGGAAACAUGGUAGCUUGUGGAGGUCUGGACAAUAAGGUAACCGUGUACCCACUGAGCUUUGAGGAAGAUGUAUCUAGUAAGAAGAGAGCAAUAGGAACUCACACAAGUUACAUGUCCUGCUGUCUAUUUCCUAAUUCAGACCAACAAAUUCUCACAGGAAGUGGAGAUAGCACAUGUGCUCUGUGGGAUGUGGAGUGUGCCCAACUCCUCCAGAGUUUCCAUGGCCAUGGAGGUGAUGUGAUGAGUCUAGACCUGUCUCCUUCAGAAACAGGAAAUACCUUUGUUUCUGCAGGUUGUGAUCGGCAGGCUCUUGUAUGGGACAUGAGAACUGGUCAGUGUGUACAGUCUUUUGAAGGUCAUGAAUCAGAUAUUAACACAGUGAAGUUUUAUCCAAGUGGAGAUGCCAUAGCCACAGGAUCAGAUGAUGCCACUUGCCGACUGUUUGAUUUGAGAGCUGACAGGGAAGUUGCUGUUUACUCCAAGCAAAGCAUCAUCUUUGGUGUUAAUUCUCUAGACUUCUCUAUUAGUGGGAGGUUUUUAUUUGCUGGCUACAACGACUACACUGUUAAUGUCUGGGAUACACUGAAAUGUGUGAGGCUUACAAUCCUUUAUGGACAUGAAAAUAGGGUGACUUGCCUGAAGGUGUCACCAGAUGGCACUGCCUUGUCUACAGGUAGCUGGGACUUUACACUCAGGAUAUGGGCUUAAGAUCAGUGACCAACUAGUUGCAAACCAAGAAUUACCUACUUUUCUAGAAUGUGCCAGGAAAGAGCACAUUAAGCUGAUUGCAUUAGUGUUAGGCAUGGCUUUAUUGAAGAAUUAAGGAAUUUUAUGUAAAGAUUUUUUUUUACUAGACCAUACAAAUUGAAACACUUUAUAAUAACACUUAUGUAAUAGGAGCAAUCGUGUGUUAAGGAUGAAUAGGCAGGUCUGUUUCGUGUGUUGUGUUCUCGACACACCAGCACUUGUGCAGCGAGGAAAUAUUCCAAGCUUAUGUAUAACCAGAUUUUUAAGACGAAGAAGAAUAAAUUGUUAAUUUUGUUGUUAUUAUGUGGAGAACAUUUAUUUCAAAAUAUAUAUUUAUUUCAACUAAUCUUUAUUUUUACUCUGUGUACUGUCAUAUUUAUUUUCUGCUCUUAUGUUGUGAAUAUAUUUAAAAAGAAAACUGAAAAUGUGUACAGUUUUUAUUUUGUAACUUUUUUUACUUCAUAGCAUAAAUACUUAUGCUGUGUGUCUUGUUUGUUUUUUGCUGAGUAGAAAACCAUAUUUCAGUCAUUUGUUCCGGACCGUGAGAAACUGUAACAGCUGAUUUACUGCUAAAUAUGUUUUUGAUAUUCUUCAUGGCAUUUUCUAGAAAAUUGUACCUACUUUUUCUUGUUAGGGAAUAUAUUUUUAUUUUAAAUGCAUAUAUUAUAGGUGUAGUCCUACCAAAAAUGGUUAAUAAAUUUUACUCUUAUUAACUUAACAGAAAAAGUUCUUUAAAUUUAUGAACAGUUCCGUGAAACAUUUUUCCACGAUUCUCAUUCUUACAUUUUUUUUUUUUUAUUCAUUGAACAUAAUUUUGUUGUUGUCAUUAUGAGCAUGAUGCUGUUGAACUGAUUUGGAACCGGUGCUGAUUACAAAUUCCCUCAAAUACAUCAUUCAGUUUUCAUUGGUGUGUUGUCAAAGAUAUCACAGUAUGGUAAAUAACAAGAGAAAGCUGGAUCUGAAAAUAGUGUUUGAUGUAAAGUGGUUACUUUAAAAUAUAUCACAGUAUGGUAAAU
Messenger RNA from Limulus polyphemus (Atlantic horseshoe crab), 2163 nucleotides. RefSeq names its product guanine nucleotide-binding protein subunit beta-2-like (gene Gbeta5). The transcript has 10 exons. Lineage: Eukaryota; Metazoa; Arthropoda; Merostomata; Xiphosura; Limulidae. Gene Ontology annotation, cellular component: heterotrimeric G-protein complex; cytoplasm. Gene Ontology annotation, biological process: G protein-coupled dopamine receptor signaling pathway; G protein-coupled receptor signaling pathway. The coding region runs from base 38 to 1108 and encodes 356 amino acids. Gene Ontology annotation, molecular function: signaling receptor complex adaptor activity; protein binding. The record is from RefSeq and is a predicted model, not a curated record.